This is a messenger RNA of Teleopsis dalmanni, 1023 nucleotides long. Its product is annotated as patronin-like. Gene Ontology annotation, molecular function: calmodulin binding; microtubule minus-end binding. The coding region runs from base 130 to 1023 and encodes 297 amino acids. Gene Ontology annotation, biological process: cytoplasmic microtubule organization; negative regulation of microtubule depolymerization. The transcript is spliced from 9 exons. Lineage: Eukaryota; Metazoa; Arthropoda; Insecta; Diptera; Diopsidae. Gene Ontology annotation, cellular component: microtubule minus-end. The record is from RefSeq and is a predicted model, not a curated record.
UAUUGUCCCAAAGUAGUUCCGUGGACUUGUGUACGUAUUAAUCAUUUGCCAGCUGUAGAGGAUUCGAUAUAUAAUGUAUUGAUAGUCAGUAAUUUUUCUCAAACCCAUUUGCCAUAUACAGUUUUUCAUAUGAAACCAGAAGAUAUCACUUAUAUGAGAGGUUCAAUGAAAACAAAUCUUUUAGUAUUGUUAGCAGAUCUUUUUAAUUUGUUUGAAAUUCAUCCAGCAAAGUGCGUUUGCUAUCCCAGCAUGGAUUCUCCUGAAAUUAUCGCAAAACGAAAUGUUGGAGUAAAUGAGCAUGGAAUUUGUCAUCGUCGGGGUCUUACAAUGCAAGCAGUUAAACCAAUUCCAGAUUUACGAAGUGAUUUAGACAUCUUUUCCAGCUCGCCAACGAAUCGACCCCCGUUUCAAGUUACUCGUCUUACUUCGGAUAAUAACAAUUUCACAAAUAGGGUUAUAUCAAGAACUGAUUUUCGUAUGACUGAUAUAGCAACAAAUAAUUUAGACAAGAAUCAGAGUGAAGCCUUUGUCGUGCACAAAUCUCGUGGCAUUACAACACUUUCAUCAUUGCACUCGCAACACAUGCAAGAGGAACCAUUAGUUCCUGCACGCUUGCGUCCAAAUAAAGAAAAAACAAACAUGGAAUCAAAAGCCGAUGAAAUAGGCGAUUAUGUACCAGCUGGAAGACCCAGUAAUUGGGAACAAAACCGACGGCCCAGUUAUGCAGGACGACGUUCGCGCAGAAAUUCUUCAAGUGAAGAUUCUCAACUAACAAUUGAAAAUUUUGGUGGUUCCCAAGACCAACUUAAUAUGGCUGGACGUUAUGAUCGUGAAAGGGACAGAGAAAGGAAAUUAUCUAAUGCCAGUGUUGAACCUGCUGUAGCUGUGCGCUCCUCUAUAGCGGAUGCACGAGGAACUCUGCAAAUAGGCUAUGACACUGAUUCAGGCUCUGAAAAGCAAGAUCGUGAAACAGAAAAAUACUCGAUGAGACGCCAAGGAAGGCCCGUCAACGUGCUUCCGUAA